AAGUGGGUGGCAGCCGGGACGCAGCGACUCUCUUCUCCGGAAGGCGAGCUUUCCUCCGUCGCUGUUGCAGCCGCCGGACCUGCGACGCUCUUCUCUGAAGAAAAGCUCCCCCCGCCGCGGCCUCUCCAGCCCGAGCUCGCGCUUUCUGCGUCCCCAACUGCACAGCUGCGGCGCCCUGCCUGCAGAGAUCCCGAAACCUCCGGCCCUCCCCGCGUCCCUUCGCGCUGCAGCUAGGCCGCGCCCAGAAGCCCAGUCCGCGGCUGCUCCGGCGGGUAAUGCCAAAUACAGCCAUGAAGAAAAAGGUGCUGUUGAUGGGGAAGAGCGGGUCGGGGAAGACCAGUAUGCGGUCGAUUAUCUUUGCAAAUUAUAUUGCUCGAGACACACGGCGCCUGGGGGCCACCAUUGAUGUGGAGCACUCCCACGUCCGAUUCCUGGGCAACCUGGUGCUGAACCUGUGGGACUGUGGAGGUCAGGACACCUUCAUGGAGAAUUACUUCACCAGCCAGCGAGACAACAUCUUCCGUAACGUGGAAGUUUUGAUCUACGUGUUUGACGUGGAGAGCCGCGAGCUUGAAAAGGACAUGCAUUAUUACCAGUCGUGUCUGGAGGCCAUCCUCCAGAACUCUCCUGAUGCCAAAAUUUUCUGCCUGGUGCACAAAAUGGAUCUGGUUCAGGAAGAUCAGCGUGACCUGAUUUUUAAAGAGCGAGAGGAAGACCUGAGGCGUUUGUCUCGUCCGUUGGAGUGCGCUUGUUUUCGAACAUCCAUCUGGGAUGAAACGCUCUACAAAGCCUGGUCCAGUAUCGUCUAUCAGCUGAUACCCAAUGUUCAGCAGCUGGAGAUGAACUUAAGGAAUUUUGCCCAAAUUAUUGAGGCCGAUGAAGUUCUGCUGUUCGAGAGAGCUACGUUCUUGGUCAUUUCCCAUUACCAGUGCAAAGAGCAGCGUGACGUCCACCGAUUUGAGAAGAUCAGCAACAUCAUUAAGCAGUUCAAGCUGAGCUGCAGUAAAUUGGCCGCUUCUUUCCAGAGCAUGGAAGUUAGGAAUUCUAACUUCGCAGCGUUCAUCGACAUCUUCACAUCAAACACAUACGUGAUGGUUGUUAUGUCCGAUCCGUCGAUCCCAUCUGCAGCUACUCUGAUCAACAUUCGCAAUGCCAGGAAACACUUUGAGAAGCUGGAGAGAGUGGAUGGUCCCAAGCACAGCCUCCUUAUGCGUUGAAUAUUGCCAAAUGCUCUUUUUGCAAAUGCUGAAUUGCCCUUUUUUCCCGCAUCUUUUUUUUUUGUAAUAUUCAUAAUGUUGUGUGCUUAAAAGUGGGCUUUGAAAUGUGUGCUGCUUACUAUUCCCUAUCCAUUUCUUCCUACUCCCCAGUCUUUAAACGUGGGACGCUAUUUACUCAGCUAUCCAGUAGAGCUUCAAGAUGGCUUUUUCUGAAAAGUUGGUGUGGUGUACACUGAAGUAGGUGGUGUGUGUGUGUGUUCUGAUACCUGGUUAUAAUAGAUAUAUACAUCAAAGCCUUUACAAAUAUAUUCCUGUAUUCCUUUCAAGAUUGCAAAAAUGGAAUGUUACUAUUUUAUCAGCAAGGUAUUAAAAUGCAUUUAUACAUUC
Manis pentadactyla (Chinese pangolin) is the source of this 1604-nucleotide messenger RNA. It is a transcript of the gene RRAGA, whose product is annotated as Ras related GTP binding A. Gene Ontology annotation, cellular component: Gtr1-Gtr2 GTPase complex; lysosome; nucleus. The record is from RefSeq and is a predicted model, not a curated record. Gene Ontology annotation, molecular function: GTPase activity; GTP binding. Bases 276 to 1217 code for a protein of 313 amino acids. Gene Ontology annotation, biological process: cellular response to starvation; regulation of autophagy; cellular response to amino acid stimulus. Lineage: Eukaryota; Metazoa; Chordata; Mammalia; Pholidota; Manidae. The transcript has a single exon.